This is a messenger RNA of Malania oleifera, 1729 nucleotides long. RefSeq names its product 7-deoxyloganetic acid glucosyl transferase-like. Bases 81 to 1532 code for a protein of 483 amino acids. The record is from RefSeq and is a predicted model, not a curated record. NCBI's taxonomy places the organism in Eukaryota, Viridiplantae, Streptophyta, Magnoliopsida, Santalales, Ximeniaceae. Gene Ontology annotation, molecular function: UDP-glycosyltransferase activity. The transcript is spliced from 2 exons.
ACCAACUUCGUCUUCACCAUCAUCCUCAUCUUCGUCUGCAUCUUCAUCAAUACCCAAAUCAAUAUCCAAAACCAGCAUCAAUGGCGGGUUUGGAAAAUUCCCAAUUCGCAAAGCCACAGCCUCCGCACGUGCUCAUCUUCCCCUUACCACUGCAAGGCCCCAUCUCCUGCAUGCUCAAACUCGCCGAGCUCCUCUCCGUCGCCGACAUCCGCGUCACCUUCCUCAACACAGUCCACGCCCACAGCCGCCUCCUCCGCCACUCCGCCGCCCCAUCCCACCUCUCCCGCCGCUUCCCCGGCUUUCGCUUCCGAACCGUUCCCGACGGCCUCCCCGACGACCACCCCCGCUCCGCCGACCGGAUCGCCGACCUGUUCCUGUCUCUCGAGGCCACCGCCGGGCCCCUACUCAGGGAGAUUCUCACCUCCGAGGAUCGGCCGGCCACGUGUGUCGUGGCGGACGGGAUAUUUGGGUUCGCCGUGGACGUGGCGGAGGAGGUCGGAGUUCCGAUUAUUUACUUCGAUACGAUUAGUCCGUGUGGGUUUUGGGCUUAUUUAUGCGUCCCCAGACUCAUCGCCGCCGGCGAGAUUCCGUUCGAUGGAGAUGACUUGGACGCGCCGGUGAAAAACGUACCGGGAACAGAAUCCUUUCUCCGCCGUCGCGACCUGCCGGGCUUCUGCCGCGUCGGCGACAUCUCCGACCCCAUCAUCCAACUGGCGGUGAGGGAGGCGCAUCAAGUCCCACGCGCCGCCGGAAUCAUCCUCAACACCUUCGACGAACUAGACGGCCCCAUCCUCGCCCAAAUCCGCACCAUCUGCCCCAACACCUACGCCGUCGGCCCCCUCCACUCCCACCUCCGCUCCCGCCUCGCUGCCGUGCACCCUGCCUCCCCACCGCCUCCCUCCGCCACCCUCUGGGCGGAAGACGUCACCUGCACCGCCUGGCUCGAUGCCCAGCCGCCGCGAUCCGUCGUCUACGUGAGCAUCGGGAGCCUGGCCGUCAUGACGGCAGACCAGGAGACUGAGUUCUGGCACGGGCUGGUCAACAGCGGCAAGCGCUUCCUGUGGGUCCGCCGGCCGGGAUCCAUCGCCGUUGACGACGAGCGGCAGAUUCCGGCGGAGGUGGAGGAAGGAGUGAGGGAGAGGGGGUGUCUGGUGGAGUGGGCGCCGCAGGAGAAGGUACUGGCUCACCCAGCGGUGGGGGGGUUCUUGACGCACGGCGGGUGGAACUCCACCGUGGAGAGCGUUGCUGCCGGAGUAGCGAUGGUGUGCUGGCCUUACUUCGUGGACCAGCAGAUGAACAGCCGGUUCGUGAGCGAGGUGUGGAGGGUUGGGGUGGACAUGAAGGAUACCUGCGAUCGGGUGGUGAUAGAGAAGAUGGUAAGGGAGGUUAUGGAGGUGAGGAGGGAGGAGUUCGACCGGGAGGCGGCCGAGAUAGCGGAGUUGGCCGGGAAAAGUGUCAGGGAAGGUGGGUCGUCUUACGCAGAUUUGGACCGUUUGAUUGAGGACAUACGGUUGAUGAGCCGAUCUGCCUAAUGGUGCGAAGGAGAAUGGAAUGGUCAACUAAUUUUAUGUAGAAAAUUGAAACAAGACAAUUAAUUUAAGAACAUGUUGACUUAUAAUGGAUAGAGGAUAUGAAAUUUAUAUUUGAAGUUUUAUGUUUUGAUUUUUAAGUUCUGAUGGUUAAUGUUAAGAAUUUUAAUGAUAAAAAUUUGAGAUUUUUAUUUUAAAAA